This is a messenger RNA of Salarias fasciatus (jewelled blenny), 1650 nucleotides long. It is a transcript of the gene ccnb2, whose product is annotated as cyclin B2. The record is from RefSeq and is a predicted model, not a curated record. Bases 115 to 1338 code for a protein of 407 amino acids. The transcript is spliced from 8 exons. Lineage: Eukaryota; Metazoa; Chordata; Actinopteri; Blenniiformes; Blenniidae.
CGCCGCUAGGCUCUCGCGGGGUUUGACUCGUUUUGAGGGUUAAAAACAGGAUUAAAGCGGUCCUGGUCCAGGACGCCGCUCCAGUACCGUGUCUCCUGCGUGUCCUCGGUCAGGAUGUCCUCCCUGGGACUCGGUCCCGCGCCUCGUCCAGGAGCAGGGAACGCGCUGAAGACGAGGAAAGCCGUCUGUCCAAAUCGAGCGGUUCUGGGGGAAGUUACCAACUUCAGCUCAGCUGAUGUCAACACAAAGAAAACUGGACCCACCAAACAGUUGGUCCCGAAGACCAAACCAGUAGCAAAACUCGGUCCCGUGGUCCCGGACGCGGCCGCCUCGGUCCAGCCUGACGGUCCGGAGCUGCAGCCAGCGCCUGCUGCAGGUCCUGCAGGUCCCGGAUGGCUCCGUCCCGUCAGUGAGGACCCGGUGGACGGGUCCAUGGAGGAGGACCAGGGGGACGAGCGGCUCUGCCAGGCAUUCUCCGAGGUGCUGCUGUCCGUCCAGGACGUGGACGAGCAGGACGGAGACCAGCCGCAGCUCUGCUCGCAGUACGUCAAAGACAUCUACAAGUACCUGCACGAGCUCGAGGUGCAGCAGGCCGUGCGGCCGGACUACAUGCGGGGCUAUGAGAUCACCGGGGCCAUGCGGGCCCUGCUGGUGGACUGGCUGGUCCAAGUCCACUCCCGGUUCCAGCUGCUCCAGGAGACCCUGUUCCUCACCGUGGCCGUCCUGGACCGCUUCCUGCAGGUGCAGCCGGUGUCUCGCAGGAAGCUGCAGCUGGUGGGCGUGGCCUCCAUGCUGGUGGCCUGCAAGUACGAGGAGACGUUCAGCCCGACCGCCGGCGACUUCGCCUACAUCACGGACGGCGCCUUCACGGCGGCGCAGGUGCUGACCAUGGAGCAGCUGAUCCUCACGGCACUGCGCUUCCGGCUGGGCCGCCCGCUGCCGCUGCACUUCCUGCGCCGCAACUCCAAGGUGGCCAACUGUGAUGUAGAGCGCCACACGCUGGCCAAGUACCUGAUGGAGCUGACCCUGCUGGACUACGAGCUGGUCCAGUACCGGCCCUCGGAGGUGGCGGCCGCCUCGCUGUGCCUGUCCCAGCUGCUGCUGGCCGGCCUGCCCUGGUCCCCCACGCAGCGGCACUAUUCCUCCUACGACGAGGAGCAGCUGCAGCCGCUGGUCCGGCACAUCGCCAAGAACCUGGUGCUGGUCAACGAGGGGAGGAGCAAGUUCCUGGCUGUGAAGAGGAAGUACUCGAGCAGCAGACUGCUGCAGGUCAGCCUGGCCCCCCAGCUGCGGUCGGCCGCCGUGCGGCAGCUGGCCGCCCCGCUGCUCGCCUCCUGACGACCGCUCCACGCCGCUUCACCUUUUAUGGUUUUUAGCUUUUUGUGAAGCUUUUCUUCACGGCGGUCAGCAGGAAGUGGUCUGCCUGCCGACCUCCAGGAGCUGCUCCUCAGACCGGCCGGUCCGGAGCCGGGUUCUGGUUCUGCUUCCUGGUCCAGAGCCGGGUUCUGGUUCUGGGUUCUGGCCCCGUCCUGAGCUCCUGUUGGAGUCCUGCAGUGUGAGCUGUUGACUGUGGAGAACCUGGAGAACCUCGAGGCCUUCGCUCUGGAGCGCUGACAUGUUGACUUCUUUUUCUUUUUUAAUAAAGACUUU